Cucurbita maxima (winter squash) is the source of this 912-nucleotide messenger RNA. RefSeq names its product nudix hydrolase 11-like. Gene Ontology annotation, molecular function: coenzyme A diphosphatase activity; acetyl-CoA hydrolase activity. The transcript has 4 exons. Gene Ontology annotation, biological process: coenzyme A catabolic process. NCBI's taxonomy places the organism in Eukaryota, Viridiplantae, Streptophyta, Magnoliopsida, Cucurbitales, Cucurbitaceae. Bases 11 to 721 code for a protein of 236 amino acids. The record is from RefSeq and is a predicted model, not a curated record.
CUGAUUCUCCAUGUCCAUGGCCGCCAAAAGCUCUGGAGAAGACGUUCUCCAGAGACUGCAGGCUUUGGCAGAACAUUUCCGCACAGGUAAUUCUUCUCAGUCUCCGACGUUGCCGCCACCAGAUCCGGCGGCAACCCAACUCACCAACCGUGCUGCUGUUCUCAUCUGCCUCUUCCUAAGCGACAUUGGCGAACUCCGCGUGAUUCUCACCAAGCGAGCCUCUACGCUUUCUUCCCACUCCGGGGAAGUCGCGCUCCCCGGCGGAAAAAGGGAUCUGAGUGAUGCCGAUGAUGUUGCGACGGCAUUGAGAGAGGCAGAGGAGGAAAUUGGCUUAGCCCCUUCUCUUGUUAACGUCGUCGCUGUUCUCGAACCAUAUGUUAAUAAGAAGGGUAUGACUGUCGUUCCUGUACUUGGGCUGUUAUCUAGGAAGGAAGCAUUCAAACCCACUCCAAGUGCUGCUGAAGUAGAUGCAAUAUUUGAUGCUCCCUUGGAAAUGUUCCUCAAGGAUGAGAAGAGAAGAGCAGUGGAGAAGGAAUGGAUGGGAUAUAAUUAUCUGUUACACUUUUUUGACUAUGAAUAUGAGAAUGAAAAGUAUGUGAUAUGGGCUCUCACUGCUGGGAUCUUGAUCAAGGCAGCUUCCUUGGUGUUCCAGCGCCCACCUGCCUUUCUGGAGCGGCCACCCAGAUUCUGGAUUGCUUCUGCUAAUGGCAGCCAAACUUGAGAUUCUCAGAAGUGAAGGUAUUUAGUGGACAAUCUCGUGGUGUAUUGUCGCAACAUUAGAUGUUUGUCAUUUUGUAGGGAGGAGUAAAUAUUAUACUAAGAGUGUCUAACUAUGAAUGCAUCUUCUAUUGUUCCAAUUACAACUGAGCUCUUGGUAACUUUUGGAGUUACAAUGUAUUUCAGUUAUGUUAA